AUGGCUCCUAUUUAUAUUUUCCAAUACUUGAUAAUAAGUCUAUGCGUACAAGCGUUUGGUGUGUUUGUUUACAUUGUUUAUUACACCGACUUUCUGUUGCCGACUCAAGUCUUGGAAUCAAAAGUUUACGAUUAUAUCAUUGUGGGUUCUGGAACAGCUGGUUCUCUCAUAGCUCAUAGAUUAGCAACAGAAACAAACUACACAUUUGUUGUAAUAGAAGCUGGGGGUGCGAGUAAUCCACUCUAUGAGAUCCCGAUUCUGGGACCCAUGCUGCAUGGGUCUCCAUACGAUUGGCAAUAUGAAACAAUACCACAGGAAAAUGCUUGUCUUGCCAUGGAGGGUAAUAAGUGUAAACUGACGCAAGGAAAAAUAUUUGGUGGCUCAGCUAAGCUGAACAAUAUGAUACACAUCAGAGGAAACAUUUCGCAUUAUGUCAACUGGUUCCAUGGUGCACACUCUGAAAGUUACAUAAGGCAACAGUUUGAUUUUAUUGAAGAUAACAUAAUACAACUUAACAAAUUGAGAUUUACUAGUCAAUUAAGUGAUUAUAUUUUAGAAGCUGCUAAAGAACUUGGCUAUGAAGAGCUCAAUAACGAAUAUAAAAUUGGUUUUGGUAAACCUUUAGUAUCACAAAUUAAUGGUAAACGUUGGGCCACAUCAGAUAAUGUUAAGCAGAAACAUGUUCUCAUAAAUACAGUGGUUGAAAAGUUAUUAUUUAAGAAAAAUAGAUGUUAUGGUAUUCAAUUAGUAAAUAAAAAGUUGUUUGCUAGGAAAGGUGUCAUUUUAUCAGCUGGGGCAUUCAACAGCCCAAAAAUAUUACAGUUAUCCGGCGUUGGACCAGCCAAAUUGUUGCAAUCCUUAGAGAUCCAACUAGUCCAAGAGUUGCCGGUAGGUAAAAAUCUUCAAGACCAUAUUGGUACUGGUCUAGAUUUAGUUCUAUUCAAUUAUUCUUUAUCCAUCAAUGCGUUCAAUUUUUUCAAUGCCUUACAUGUUUAUAAUUAUUUUAGCCAAGGCAAGGGUCCUUUAACGACAACUGGUUGUGAAGUUGUAGGUUUUGUGUCUACUAAAAGUGAUACCCAACCUGAUAUUGAAUUAAUGGUGUUGCCAGUUGGCAUAAGCGCAGAUAGGGGUAGCCAUUUAAGAAACAUUUUAAGGAUAAAUGAUGAGGUGUGGAAUAAUUAUUUUGCUAAAUUGUUUGAUAAGCACGCAUCAACGAUACUAGCUUUAAUUUUGCAUACGAAAAGCAAAGGGGAAGUUUAUAUAAAAAGUAAAAAUCCAUAUAUACCUCCAUUGAUAGAUCCCAAAUACUUUACAGAUGGGGAAGAUGUAAAAAUUUUAGUUACAGCAGUAAAAAUGAUUAAAGAGUUUAUUCAGACAGAAAAGAUGAAGUCUUUUGGUGCAUAUUUAAAUGAAAUUCCCUUCCCAGGCUGUGAGGGACACAAGUUCUUUUCCGAUUCAUAUUUGGAAUGCUACAUUAGGCAUUUGACGUUAUCCGUCUUUCACCCGAUCGGUACUUGCUCUAUGGGGUUGCCAGAUAAUAAAAAUUCAGUUGUAGAUACGUCAUUUAAAGUCAUAGGCCUUGAUAAUUUGUAUGUAGUGGACGCAUCGGUGUUGCCAACAUUACCGAGUAGCAAUAUCAACGCAGCAAUCGCUAUGAUGGCAAGCGUGUUUUUCGACAGCCAAAUAAAGCGAAAAAAUAUAGGACAAUGCCACAAACGCCAAAGAUGCUUUAUAAAUUAUUUAAGUAAAGAUAUGUGUCUUAAAGGAGAUAUAUUAUUACAUUGUGUUUAG
Molecule: messenger RNA, 1791 nt
Organism: Leptosia nina
Lineage: Eukaryota; Metazoa; Arthropoda; Insecta; Lepidoptera; Pieridae
Source: the annotation of a GenBank genome assembly